AUGGAGGAGGCGGGCAUGCGGCGCCCUCGUAUCCCACUCUCGCCGUCAAAUAGGUCGGUGCCAUGCUACGCUCCAGAGAUAAAGGCCUUCAGGGAGUUCACUCAUCGCCGUGUCGGUCUCAUUCGCGCCCUCACCGAAGAUGUGGAGGAAUUCUUUCGUAAGUGUGCCUCAGGUAUGCGUUCUCUGUACCUGUAUGGCAACUACAAUGACGCGAUUUGGUGGGAGGUGCGGCAGCCGGGGCCUGAGGAACUGCUGCUUGGAAUCAACCUAGCGAGGGGUAAUAUGAGUCGCAUCAAGUGGAUGCAACACAUUGCCAUGCUUUGCGACGCAUGGCUCAUCAACAUCGCUUUCUCAAGCGCCCAAAAUAUGACAGCUGAACAACGGGAGCGCUUGUUCCAUCGGAUCAACAGCCUGCAAACAGUGCAUACAGCAUUCCUUGCUAGUGACACCUAUCGCCGCCUAUGUCGUGAAGAAGAGAAGGUGUCUAGGCCAGCUGCUGAACAGAACGACCAGACUGAGGGUGAGGGUACAGAUGAGAUCAUCUGCAUACGCUGUAAUGGCCGCUACCGUGCAAACGCAUUCUGGAUCUGCUGUGAUGUUUGCAAGCAGUGGUACCACGGCAAAUGUGUGAAGAUCAGGGCCAAGCAAGCAGAUCAGAUGAAGAAGUAUGAGUGCCCUGAGUGCCUCAGUGAGAAGAGCGGGCAUUCUUAA
Setaria italica (foxtail millet) is the source of this 711-nucleotide messenger RNA. RefSeq names its product PHD finger protein ALFIN-LIKE 3. NCBI's taxonomy places the organism in Eukaryota, Viridiplantae, Streptophyta, Magnoliopsida, Poales, Poaceae. Gene Ontology annotation, molecular function: transcription coregulator activity; histone binding; transcription cis-regulatory region binding. Gene Ontology annotation, cellular component: nucleus. The record is from RefSeq and is a predicted model, not a curated record. The coding region runs from base 1 to 711 and encodes 236 amino acids. The transcript is spliced from 5 exons. Gene Ontology annotation, biological process: regulation of DNA-templated transcription.